Molecule: messenger RNA, 2085 nt
Organism: Myotis brandtii (Brandt's bat)
Lineage: Eukaryota; Metazoa; Chordata; Mammalia; Chiroptera; Vespertilionidae
Gene: ADPRS
Product: ADP-ribosylhydrolase like 2
Exons: 6
Coding region: 698-1552 (284 amino acids)
Cellular component (GO): mitochondrion; nucleus
Source: RefSeq, a predicted model, not a curated record
CACGCCUCUCGCCCGAACCUCUCCCGACUCGGGCGUGGCAACACCCUCCUCCGAGGCGCGCCCGCCGGAACCCUAAGUCGCGCUGGUCCGGCACAGACACCCUCUCGAUGUUUCCUGUCUCAACCCAGUUGUCUCAAACCAGUGCGCCCCAGUCCACUAUCCACACCGCGGCGAGUGCUCUUCCCAAAACGGAGACCUUAUGGCGGCCUCCUCGCAGGAAGCUCUGCAGUGGUUUUCCGUUGCCCGUAGGCUAGAGCUCAAUCCUCAGCGUGUCUGUCUCGUUUCAACUGACACCCGCCGCACCUGCCUUCUGUGCUGCGCCCCUCGCACAUCUGGCGCCUUUAGCCCGGUCUGUGCCGGCGGCGCCCCUCGCACAUCUGCCCCCUUUAGCCCGGUCUGUGCCGGCGGCGCCCCUCGCUCCUACUAGUCCAGGCGCCCCCACAACCCAGCCUCCCGCCCCCUGUGCAGUCAGCUCCUCACCCAGAUCUCAGCUCAGGAUCACGGCUGAGGUCAAGCAGUGGGUGAUUCUUCCUGGAGAACAUGCAGUACAGCAAGGAAAGGAGCUAGAGAAGCAGUUUGAUGGGAGGAGAAGUAGGGGGCAUGGGUAUCAACAAAACCUGAGAACAUUUCAAGGUGAAGAUGCUGGUCACUGGUCUGCUACAGAGACGAAGCUUUGUACUACACAGAUGACACCGCCAUGGCCAGGGCCCUCGUGCAGUCCCUGCUGUCCAAGGAGGCUUUCGACGAGGUAGACAUGGCUCACAGAUUUGCUCAGGAGUACAAAAAAGACCCUGACCGGGGUUACGGAGCCGGAGUGAUCACCGUCUUCAAGAAGCUCCUGAGCCCCAAGUGCCGUGACGUCUAUGAGCCUGCUCGGGCCCAGUUCAACGGGAAGGGCUCCUACGGCAACGGGGGCGCCAUGCGGGUGGCUGGCAUCUCCCUGGCCUAUAGCAGCGUCCAGGAUGUGCAGAAGUUCGCCCGGCUCUCGGCCCAGCUGACACACGCCUCCUCCCUGGGCUACAACGGUGCCAUCCUGCAGGCCCUGGCUGUGCACCUGGCUUUGCAGGGGGAGUCGUCCAGUGAGCACUUUCUCAAGCAACUCCUGGGCCACAUGGAAGAGCUGGAGAGUGAUGCCCAGUCCGUCUCGGAUGCCAGGGAGUUGGGCAUGGAGGAGCAUCCGUACUCCAGCCGACUGAAGAAGAUUGGAGAGCUUCUAGAGCAGGACGCGGUGACCAGAGAGGAGGUGGUGUCUGAGCUGGGGAAUGGCAUUGCCGCCUUUGAAUCUGUGCCCACUGCCAUCUACUGCUUCCUGCGCUGCAUGGAGCCCGACCCCGAGAUCCCCUCUACCUUCAAUAGCCUCCAAAGGACUCUCAUCUAUUCCAUCUCACUGGGUGGGGACACAGACACCAUUGCCACCAUGGCUGGGGCCAUUGCUGGCGCCUACUAUGGGAUGGAACAGGUGACAGAAAGCUGGCAGCAGAGCUGUGAGGGCUAUGAGGAGACCGACAUCCUGGCCCAGAGCCUGCACCGGGUCUUCCAGAAGAGUCUGUGAGGGCCCUGGCUGCUGGGGCUCCGCCGUGUCCAGUGGGGCCAGCGACAGCUCAGUCUGGAAACCCUGCGCUUCUUUGGGCUUUGCCCCCUGCCUCGGUCUUCCUGCAGCCUGGGCACAGGCACCGCUGGGGCCGGGGUCACGGGGAGGUGACUGGAACGGAGUGAGGGACUGGGGCCUCCCUCUUGCUGGGUUUCUGGUUUGCUGCAGAGCCUUGGGCACCCCUGGCUCCUCAGACACGAGGAAGCAGGGCAGGUUUAUUGGCGGGUACGCGUGGCAUUUUCCUUAUUAUCUAGGACAUGGGAUGGGGAGGAAAUGGUCUGCAGUAGCAUCCGUUCUCCUCGUUGGGAUUUAGUCAAUUUGCCAGAAAGCCUGUCUUUGACUGGGCAGGACUGAGAGCAACAGGUUUCCAUGGAUCCAGGAGAUACAGUUGAAUCUAUCUGAUCUCCAUACACACCUGGCCCUGGGCUGUCUCAGGCUUGUUAACAGCUUCCAGCGGAAGCCACAGAGCAAUAAACAGUUUUCGGUAAAUCCCA